This is a messenger RNA of Eurytemora carolleeae, 1805 nucleotides long. Its product is annotated as dnaJ homolog subfamily C member 28. The annotation marks the transcript as partial. NCBI's taxonomy places the organism in Eukaryota, Metazoa, Arthropoda, Copepoda, Calanoida, Temoridae. The transcript has 7 exons. The record is from RefSeq and is a predicted model, not a curated record.
GAGAAGGUUGAAGACGAAGAAGAACAUAAAUAUCCUGAAAUAGAUCAUAUAGCUCCUCAACAUAGACAAUAUUUAGACCAUGGAGGUAUUGGGUCUGGAACUCCGAGUCAACGUCAGAAACAAAACCAAAAAUAUCGCGCUUUUAGAGCUAACGAAGCUGUUUUUGAGCAUAGAAUGGGAAGAUUGACAGCUCAGUAUGAAACUAGAAUAGCGACUCAGGAGAGAAAAACUAUAAAAAAGCAAACCACGAGAAAUCAGAUCGAAAGACUUGUGGAAGACUUGAUUCAAGAAUCGAUGGCCUCGGGAGAAUUUGAUAAUUUAGCUGGUAAAGGGAAACCCCUGCCUAACAGGGUAGAUUAUAACCCUUAUGCUGACUUUACAACACACAAGAUGAAUCAAAUACUCGCAGAAGGAGGAUUUGCACCGGAAUGGGUCAUGCUCAGAAAAGAUAUAAGGGAUCAAUUUACUGCUAUCAGAGGAGAAUUAAAGAAAAAAAGACAAACCCUGGGUCCUCCACCUUUAUCUCCCAAGAAAUUACAAGAAUGGGAAUUAAUUUGCAGCAGAAUUGAGAUGGACUCGGUGAGAAAUGUGAACAAGCAAAUAGACAAAUUUAAUCUAAUAGUUCCAAUCCUUCAGGGUCAAAUGUUUCAGUUCUACAUGAAGUCUGAAGCUAAGAAAAUCCUUGAAGAUUAUGAUCCUACAGAGGAUUCUAAACCUAUACCUACACCUGUAUCUGGAGAGAAACUCAAGUCAGAGAAGGGAAUACUACAGGAUAUAUUUGAGAAAAUAUUCAAAUCCUCUAGCUCAUAAACACAGAACAGAUUAUAGGAACCGAGAUCCACAAUACAAAAGUUCCCAACUCUUGUAUUGUGGAUCUAUUGUUAAUCUGCAGAAUAAUUAUCUUUAAUCGAUAUCCUCUGCAGUGUAAUUGUACCUCUGCAGGAUAACCGAAAUGAUUUAGCAUUGAUCCUUAAUUAAAAAUGCCUACAGAGAGUAUCGAGAUCAAGCUAUGAGUACCCAAUACAAAAGUUUCCAGCUCAGGAUUUUUUUUUAAAUAGCUCUUGCAGAUACUAUUACUCUCAUCAUUGUUCGAGAUUUUUCAUUCUGGCUUGGUGAAGUUUAUGAAGUUAAAAUCUUUUUUUUUGUGAUGAAUGAAGCUUUGUUUUUCAUUCUCCUUCUUAUGCAGGCCUACAGAUUAAUCGGAAUUCCUUCUCGAUAUCUCGUGGUGGUCAUAUCCUGUAGGGAUUUUUUUGGUUUAGGGAUCAAGCGUGUACCUUCAAAAAAUGUGCACAUUGAAUAUCGAGAUCAAGCGUUUAAGAUUAACGAUAAUCAACAGAAAAGUAUUGAAAAACAUUUUUAAUGAUGAUAAAGGGAACAUAAAAAUAUACCAGGAAUAAUGCAACUGCUUUAUCAGUGCAAUUCAUCUGUUUUGAAUAUUAGAAUAUUGAAUUUUUAAAUCAUCAUUGAAGCUUGAUAAAAAAUAUCCAUAUAUUUUUUUAAUUGUUAGAUAAAAUUAUUUAUUGACAUUUAGAUUUUCCAUUUUGCAAUUUGUGCGAUGCUGAAAAAAUCUUGUUAGAAACAGUAAACUUUAUUCCUGAUAAAAUAUUUGUUCGUCAAAGUGUCAUUUAAGUGCAGAAAAGGAUUUAUACGAGUUUCCGUGUUCAGCAUUAUCAUAUCAUAUUAUGCAGCACAACAAUAUUAUGUAUAUUUAGAUAUUUGCAAAUGUAUAUAUUUGUAUAACACUAUGGUUAUUUAGAAAAUACAACUUAGAAACCCAUUAUAUUCACACUGGUUUGCAAUUCAGC